AUGCAGCGAAACAAUCGAAUGACGUUUCGCGUCGAUGCUCAAUCAAUUCGCCAUUUUGCGAGGGGAUUCGAGCUUGCCUUUGCCGGGAAUCGCUACUAUCGUUUUUCGCACCGCUUGGCCCGCCCUCGUGAAAUGAUUGCGAGUGAUAGUUGGAAACGAUUACCGGCUCUUCGCGACAACAAAAUGUGCAGAGUUCUUUUGAAGAAUUUGACAAUGAGGGUAUGGACCAACGAGGGAGUGAAGGCUCUGCAGCCGAUCAUCAAAUUCCCGGUAGGUGAAACUGCUUCUGUGAAAACGGAGAAUGUGCUGGAAGUGCUGAUCAAGGAUGUUCAUAUGAACUCGAAGAAACUUUUGGAAAUUGAAGCCGAAGCUGACCGCAUUCUCAAAUCUGGGAUCGAUGAUGAAUUUGACAUAUUGGCAAGACCUGACUCGGUGAAGGAAUCAUGGGAAACGUUUAUGCAAAGCAUCGACAAGCUGAAGUAUGCACAGAUAGAACAAGAACGAUUUGGCACGACUUGCAUU
Messenger RNA from Mesorhabditis belari, 522 nucleotides. NCBI's taxonomy places the organism in Eukaryota, Metazoa, Nematoda, Chromadorea, Rhabditida, Rhabditidae. The record is from the annotation of a GenBank genome assembly.